AACGUUGACUUCUACGAUCAUAUUGAGAUUCUUCGCGAUCUGAAUUUCAUCUAUGUCGAGACCCAUUUUGCCUAUGUUGAUGAUGACGACUUUGAUGAUCCCGUGAAUGUGACCGUCGAUUACUUGGAUACUCAUCCCGUGAACAUGACCAUUGAUUACUUGGAUAAUCAUUCCGUGAAU
This is a messenger RNA of Acaulospora colombiana, 180 nucleotides long. The record is from the annotation of a GenBank genome assembly. Lineage: Eukaryota; Fungi; Glomeromycota; Glomeromycetes; Diversisporales; Acaulosporaceae.